AUGUCGACCAAGAAGGAUAUGCGAAGGGCAGACUUGGUGAUUCCAUAUGUCGAGCCACCCGCUGCGAAGAGUGAUACAGAUAUUUCAGGUGCUAUGAGCACAACUUUGCCAAUGGCGGCUAUGUUUACGCGGAACCGUAUGAUUGGAUGGGUCGCCGUUAUUAUCUCAAUCCAAAACUGGUUAUCGGAAAGUCCUGAGCAGAGCAAAAAUGCUGCUACGCCCAGUUAUAUGUCCGUGUUCAUGUCAUUGAUGUCGCUAGGUGUUACAUAUAUGCCACUCUUCUUCCCUACACCAGGCGCUCGCGGCAGCACCACGGCCGCUGCCCCGGCACCAUCGCCGUCCCCAUAA
Messenger RNA from Talaromyces marneffei, 348 nucleotides. RefSeq lists its product as uncharacterized. Gene Ontology annotation, cellular component: endoplasmic reticulum membrane. Gene Ontology annotation, molecular function: protein folding chaperone. Gene Ontology annotation, biological process: protein insertion into ER membrane. NCBI's taxonomy places the organism in Eukaryota, Fungi, Ascomycota, Eurotiomycetes, Eurotiales, Trichocomaceae. The coding region runs from base 1 to 348 and encodes 115 amino acids. The record is from RefSeq and is a predicted model, not a curated record. The transcript has 8 exons.